CGAGGAGCGUUUUGUCUCGCGCGCAUUCCUUGCAGUGGCUCCGCGUAGUUCUUUCCAUGAUGCAUGAAAUCAGAAGUUGCGGUGCAAGCAGUGUAAUCCUGAUACACCCUGUUCACAAUUACACAGGAAUAAGCACCACUGAGUUAAAACCGAAGUUGCUUCUAUACUGCUUUUUCUGAAAGAGAACCUUAGGAGGAGAUAAGAUAGCAGGAGUCUAUCUUAGGAUGGUAGAUCGAACCUGGGAGGAAAUAUUCUGUGGACUGAAGCGGAGAGUCUAGACUUUUUCUAGGAAAUGGGGCGGAGUCGAGAGACCGAGACACGAGGGGAAGAUGGCGACUCUCGUGUUGGACAACGGCGCUUACAAUGCUAAGAUCGGGUACAGUCAUGCUCAUGUCAGUGUAAUUCCCAAUUGCCAGUUCAGAUCAAAGACUGCUCGUUUGAAAACAUUUACAGCUAACCAACUGGAUGAAAUUAAAGAUCCAUCUGGACUUUUUUAUAUUCUCCCUUUCCAAAAGGGGUACUUGGUUAAUUGGGAUGUUCAGAGACAAGUAUGGGACUAUCUUUUUGGAAAAGAAAUGUAUCAGGUAGAUUUUGUUGAUACUAAUAUCAUCAUCACAGAACCUUAUUUCAACUUUAGUUCAAUUCAAGAAUCCAUGAAUGAAAUAUUAUUUGAAGAAUACCAAUUCCAAGCAGUUCUCAGAGUAAAUGCUGGAGCUCUUAGUGCACAUAGAUAUUUCCGAGAUAACCCAUCAGAACUGUGUUGUAUUAUUGUGGACAGUGGAUAUUCUUUUACACACAUUGUGCCUUACUGCAGAAGUAAAAAGAAGAAAGAAGCAAUAAUAAGGAUAAAUGUUGGAGGAAAACUUUUAACCAAUCAUUUAAAGGAAAUAAUCUCUUACAGGCAGCUCCAUGUUAUGGAUGAAACUCAUGUGAUUAAUCAAGUGAAAGAAGACGUAUGUUACGUUUCACAAGACUUUUUCAAGGAUAUGGAGAUUGCCAAGUUGAAAGAAGAAAAUACAGUGAUGUUGGACUAUGUUUUACCAGACUUCAGCACAAUAAAAAAAGGAUUUUGUAAGCCAAGGGAAGAAAUGGUGUUAAGUGGAAAGUACAAAACUGGUGAGCAAAUACUUCGUCUUACAAAUGAGCGAUUUGCAGUUCCAGAAAUACUCUUCCAUCCUUCAGAUAUUGGCAUUCAAGAAAUGGGAAUUCCUGAAGCCAUUGUUUAUUCAAUUCAGAAUUUGCCAGAAGAAAUGCAGCCUCAUUUCUUCAAGAAUAUUGUUUUAACUGGUGGAAACUCUCUGUUCCCUGGAUUCAGAGAUCGUGUUUAUUCUGAGGUUCGAUGCCUCACUCCAACAGAUUAUGAUGUAUCAGUUGUUCUGCCAGAGAAUCCUAUUACUUAUUCCUGGGAAGGUGGAAAGUUGAUUUCUGAAAACGACGAUUUUGAAGAUAUGGUAGUAACAAGAGAAGAUUAUGAAGAAAACGGGCAUAGCAUAUGUGAAGAAAAAUUUGAUAUUUAAAUAGAUUACUUCCAUAUAAAUAUUGUAUUGUAUAGAUUGUCCAUUGUAGUGGCAAGAUGUCUUAAUCUAGAGCUGUGUUCUAGAAUAAUCAUAAUUUCAGUUUUAUGUAUUGAUGAACUGUAUGUAUAUAACUGUACUUUGUAUAUAUGAGUUCUUUAUUGGUUGUUGCUGAUCACUCAAUUCAUGGUAAAUAUAUGAAUUCUAAAGAAAAUAUCUAGAAAUAGCUCCUUAAAAGAAUUCAAUUAAUAUAUUAGAAUAUUCUGUAGCAGAGAUAACUUAGAGAUAAUUUUUUAAGUGUAUAUAUGAAACUUUAAUUUUGGAUUCUAGAAAGAUAAUUAUGUAGUGACUCAUGUAAAAAAGCUAGAUGAUCGCUUGGUUAAUUUUUUUAAAAAAACAUUUAAUCGUGAUCCAAUUUUUUUUUAAUUAAUGGGAAAUUUUAUCUAGAAGCCCUUUUUAUUAGUUCUGAGGGAGGAAAAGAACAGCAGCUACUACGCUAAAGACAGAGUUAUCAAACUGCAGUGUCAAAUCUUUUAAAAGAGAAAUACUCCAAGGAAUCAAAAUCAGAAGGGGCCAUUUAAGCUAUUGAGUUCAGACCCAUACUUAAUGCGGGAAUCCAGUUUCAUUUAUCUCAGAAAGAUGUCUGUCUGGCCUUCAUGUUAACAAAAGGCAAAGGUUGGACAGUCAUUUGGGAUGGUAAGAGGAUUCUUGUCCUGGGCACGGGUUGGACUAGAACACCUCCAAGUGCCACCCAGCUUUCCAGUGAAGGGGAGCCCAGCCUGCUGUGGGGAAUUAGCUCCAUGCUUUUACUGGUAGGAAAGUUUUUCUAACAUUCAGUUGGAAUAUGCCUUCCUGUAACUUAAAUCCAUAUACUGUACUAUGGAAUUAAACAGAAGAGUGCUGUAAUAUAUAGUAGUGCUUCAGCUUUCUCAAGGCUAUAAAUACCUAGCUCUGUCAGUCUUCAUAGAAUUUGUAGUCCUCUGAUAAUCCUCAUUGCUGUUCUAUGAAUUUGUCCUAAUUUCUCUGAAUCCUUUAUAAAAUUAGUUCAGAACUAAAUAGAGUAGUUUUGGUGAGGACUGACCAAAAAAAUUUGCAGUGCCUGUUUCAGAUUGGACAUUUGUUACAAAAGUAUUUUUCUGUCAAUUUCAUUCUAUUGAUAUUGAUCAGAUAUUGUCUUGAUCUGAAUUGUCUUUCAGGAUAGACAUAACAUACAUACAUCUUAUAAUAGGAAUAACUAGACCCAUGUACAACCUGGCUCCUUUGGGUGGUUGUGGGAUAUACAUGGCUGGAUUCAGGAGAUGAAAAAUGUUUUUCUGAGGGAGGGUGAGAUGCCACCAGCC
Molecule: messenger RNA, 2854 nt
Organism: Python bivittatus (Burmese python)
Lineage: Eukaryota; Metazoa; Chordata; Lepidosauria; Squamata; Pythonidae
Gene: ACTR6
Product: actin related protein 6
Source: RefSeq, a predicted model, not a curated record